This is a messenger RNA of Lycium barbarum (goji berry), 3571 nucleotides long. RefSeq names its product probable LRR receptor-like serine/threonine-protein kinase At3g47570. Gene Ontology annotation, cellular component: plasma membrane. Lineage: Eukaryota; Viridiplantae; Streptophyta; Magnoliopsida; Solanales; Solanaceae. Gene Ontology annotation, biological process: hormone-mediated signaling pathway; protein phosphorylation. Bases 206 to 3445 code for a protein of 1079 amino acids. The transcript is spliced from 3 exons. The record is from RefSeq and is a predicted model, not a curated record. Gene Ontology annotation, molecular function: protein kinase activity; protein binding; ATP binding.
CAUGUCAUGUCUGUGACUAGCUUUCACACUUACAACUUGUAGUACUGAAAUUUGACCUCUUAACCAUAAAAUAAAAGUCCAAAGACUCACGAUAGUAUAUAGAUAUCCAAUGAACUUGAUAUCAUCAAAUAGACCAUCUAAGAUCAUUGCUUUGCCUCAACCAUUCUUGUUUUAGGAAAAAAGAGAAGCCUGCCCUAUUAUAGUUAUGGGUACACGUUACAAUCUUCUCUUUGCUUUUGUAGCUUUGAUUCUACUUCAUGAUCAUAUUUCACGGGCUAUUGUUCCCAAUAUUAGCACUGAUGAAGCAGUUCUUCUUGCCUUCAAAUCUCACAUUUCUAUAUCUAAUCCUAACAACAUCUUAGCAAACAACUGGUCUUACUCCAGCCCAGUUUGUAGCUGGAUUGGAAUCACUUGCAGCCCCCACCACCAUAGAGUCACUGCUUUAGACAUUUCUAGCAUGCAACUUCAUGGUACCAUACCUCCACACCUUGGAAACCUCUCAUCUCUUGUUUCCCUCGACAUCAGUGACAACACUUUCCGUGGAGAUUUGCCAGAAGAGUUGGCUCAUUUGCAAAGGUUGAAACUGAUCAAUGUCACAAGCAAUAACUUCACUGGUGCCAUUCCAUCAUUUUUAAGUUUGUUACCUAACCUUCGUUACAUGUACCUUUCGAGCAACCAAUUUUCGGGGGAAAUUCCAUCUUCCCUUUCCAAUCUAACAAAGCUAGAGGAGUUGAGAAUGUCUAGAAAUUUUCUCAAAGGAGAGAUCCCUCAAGAACUUGGUCAUCUUCGUUACAUGACUUAUUUAGUCCUGGAAGAAAACUUGCUAGUUGGAUCUAUACCGACGUCACUCUUUAAUAGUACGUCAAUGCAAAACAUUGCUCUUACUAACAACAAUCUUACUGGUAAGCUUCCAACAACUAUAUGUGACCAUCUUCCAAACUUGGAAGAGCUUUACCUCUCAGACAACAACCUCGAUGGCAUUAUUCCAAUAAACUUAGAGAAAUGCCGAAAGCUUCAAAUCUUGUCAUUGUCUGGCAAUAAGUUCAUUGGAACUGUACCGAGAGAGUUAGGCAACUUAACAACUCUAAGACAAUUAUCUCUCGGAGGACAAUACUUGGAAGGAGAGAUACCAGCGGAGCUAGGUAACCUUAAUAAACUACGGAUAUUGGGAUUAGCUCGAAAUAAGUUUACUGGUUCCAUUCCUGCAGGCAUUUUCAACAUAUCAGCACUGCAGAUCCUAUCACUUAUACAUAACAGGCUUUCAGGUACUUUACCUUCAAAUUUAGGUCGUGGAAUGCCCAGCAUAGAAGAGCUUUAUAUUGGAGGGAAUAAUUUGACUGGUUUCAUCUCUGCUACUAUCUCAAAUUCUUCAAAACUCAGAAUGGUUGCUCUUUACAACAACAGUUUCACGGGUCCAAUUCCUGAAUCGUUUGGUAGGUUAGAAAACCUUGAGGUUCUGCACUUGGGGGGGAAUAACUUUUGGAGCAAUUCGGCAUUGAGUUUCCUUACAUAUUUGACAAAUUGUAGGAAACUAAGACUACUAUUUUUUUAUAGGAAUCCGUUAGAUGGUGUUUUACCUGCAUCUCUUGGGAAUUUCUCUGACUCUCUAGAAAUGUUUGAAGGACAAAGUUGUAAACUGAAGGGUGUCAUUCCUGAAGAAGUUGGUAACCUUACUGGAGUGAUAAAGAUGAUUCUGUUUAACAAUAAAUUGACUGGACAUAUCCCAAAAGCUGUCCAAGGCAUGCUGAACCUUCAAGAACUUUACCUACAAAGCAACAAGAUAGAAGGAACAAUACCUAAUGUUAUCUGCAAUUUAAAGCAUCUUGGCGCAUUAGACUUGUCAGGAAAUCGGUUUUCUGGUUCAGUGCCACCAUGCAUAGGGAAUGUUACCAGUUUAAGGCAACUUUACCUAGCUUCCAACAGGCUGAAUUCGAGAUUACCUGCUAGCUUGGGGAGCCUUCAAGAUCUCAUAGAAUUCAAUGUAUCAUCCAAUUUAUUAAUUGGGAAAAUACCUUCUGAUAUUGGAAAUUUAAAGGUUGCAACACUCAUUGAUCUGUCGAAAAAUGAUUUUUCUGGUGAGAUACCUAGAACUCUAGGGGGUCUAGAUAGAUUGAUUAAACUCUCUCUGGCACAUAAUAGAUUAGUUGGGCUUAUUCCAGAUCAAUUUGGCAAAAUGCUGGCAUUGGAAUUCUUGGAUAUGUGCAAGAACAAUCUUAGUGGUGAAAUACCAAAAUCAUUAGAAGCUCUUGUUUAUCUCAAAUACCUGAACAUCUCAUUCAAUGAACUCAGUGGAGAAAUUCCCACUGGUGGUCCUUUUGCAAACUUCACCAGCCAAUCAUUCAUCUCCAAUAAUGCACUCUGUGGUGAUUUUAAAUUUCAUGUACCCCCAUGCAUCAUAAAUUCUUGCAAGAGGAAAAAGGCAAUCCUGGUUUUGUACAUCCCUUUGGGAGUAGGCCUGCUGUUUCUUACAGUAUCCCUCGCAUGUAUAUUUUUAAGAUUGCGGAAGAAAAAGAAGAAUGCAGGUCAAGCAGAGUUGUCUCUAGAAAAUGGGCAUGAAAGAAUUUCCUAUUAUGAACUGAAACAAGCAACAGAGGAUUUCAAUGAAAGCAACUUGCUUGGUUACGGGGGUUUCAGCAUGGUCUACAAGGGGAUACUUAAGGAUGGUACUCUUUUUGCAGCAAAGGUAUUCAAUGCACAACUGGAGGGCUCAUUCAAAAGUUUUGAUACGGAAUGUGAAAUGUUACGCAACCUACGCCAUCGAAAUCUUACUAAAGUCAUCACCAGUUGCUCCAGCAUUGAUUUCAAAGCCUUAGUAUUGGAAUACAUGCCGAAUGGGACACUUGAAAAAUGGCUAUACAAUCAUAACUUUUUCUUAGACAUGUUGCAGAGAUUAGAUAUAAUGAUAGAUGUUGCAUCAGCAAUGGACUAUCUCCACAAUGGAUAUUCAAGACCUGUGGUGCACUGUGACUUAAAACCAAGCAAUGUCUUACUAGAUGAAGACAUGGUUGGCCAUGUUAGUGAUUUUGGCAUUGCAAAAUUGUUAGGAGCAGGGGAGGAUUUUGUUCAAACAAAAACUAUUGCGACCAUCGGAUAUAUUGCUCCAGAGUAUGGACAAGAUGGAGUAGUAUCCACGAGCUGUGAUGUCUAUAGUUUUGGCAUCCUGAUGAUGGAGACGUUUACAAGAAGGAGACCAAGUGAUGAAAUAUUUACCGGAGACUUUAGCAUACGACGUUGGGUCGGUGAUUCUUUUCCAAGUGAAAUACAUAAGGUGGUCGAUACUAAUUUGGUACAACUAGGGGAUGAACCAACUGAUGCAAAGAUGCUGUGCCAGUCAUCUAUUAUGAAAUUAGCUUUGAGCUGCACUUUAGCAGCACCUGAUGCGAGAACUAGCAUGGAAGAAACUCUUUCAACACUAAAAAAGAUUAGAGUUCAAUUUUGUCAGUAGUUGACAUUAGGCUUGGUUCCUAUGUUCUUCAAACAAUAUAGUUAAAUCUGGUUUUGUAUAAAUUUGAUACUUCUGGUAUGUAAAGUUCAAUAAAAUGAUCAAGAAUGUAAAAUAUUAGUAAUAGAA